AUGAGAGCUGUCUUCAUCCAAGGUGCUGAAGAGCAUCCUGCAGCAUUCUGCUACCAGGUGAAUGGGUCUUGCCCCAGGACAGUACAUACUCUGGGCAUCCAGUUGGUCGUCUACCUGGCCUGUGCAGCAGGCUUGCUGAUUAUCGUGCUAGGGAAUUUAUUUGUGGCAUUUGCUGUGUCCUACUUCAAAGCGCUUCACACGCCCACCAACUUCUUGCUGCUCUCCCUGGCCCUGGCUGACAUAUUUCUGGGUCUGCUGGUGCUGCUGCCCCUCAGCACCAUUCGCUCAGUGGAGAGCUGCUGGUUCUUUGGGGACUUCCUCUGCCACCUGCACACCUACCUGGACACCCUCUUCUGCCUCACCUCCAUCUUCCAUCUCUGUUUCAUUUCCAUUGACCGCCACUGUGCCAUCUGUGACCCCCUGCUCUAUCCCUCCAAGUUCACAGUGAGGGUGGCCCUCAGGUACAUCCUGGCAGGAUGGGGGGUGCCCGCAGCAUACACUUCCUUCUUCCUCUACACAGAUGUGGUAGAGACAAGGCUCAGCCAGUGGCUGGAAGAGAUGCCUUCUGUGGGCAGUUGCCAGCUGCUGCUCAAUAAAUUUUGCUGGUUAAACUUCCCUUUGUUCUUUGUCCCCUGCCUCAUUAUGAUCAGCUUGUAUGUAAAGAUCUUUGUGGUUGCUUCCAGGCAGGCUCAGCAGAUUACCACAUUGAGCAAAAGCCUGGCUGGGGCUGCCAAGCGUGGGAGAAAAGCUGCCAAGACCUUGGGCAUUGCUGUGGGCAUAUACCUCUUGUGCUGGCUGCCCUUCACCAUAGACAUGAUGGUCGACAGCCUCCUUCACUUUAUCACACCCCCACUGGUCUUUGACAUCUUUAUCUGGUUUGCUUACUUCAACUCAGCCUGCAACCCCAUCAUCUAUGUCUUUUCCCACCGGUGGUUUCGGAAGGCACUGAAACUCAUGCUAAGCCAGAAGGUCUUCUCACCGCAGACACGCACUGUUGAUUUGUACCAAGAAUGA
Messenger RNA from Nomascus leucogenys (northern white-cheeked gibbon), 1014 nucleotides. It is a transcript of the gene TAAR5, whose product is annotated as trace amine associated receptor 5. The record is from RefSeq and is a predicted model, not a curated record. Lineage: Eukaryota; Metazoa; Chordata; Mammalia; Primates; Hylobatidae. Gene Ontology annotation, cellular component: membrane. Gene Ontology annotation, molecular function: trace-amine receptor activity. Gene Ontology annotation, biological process: cell surface receptor signaling pathway; G protein-coupled receptor signaling pathway.